AUGAAGUACACUGCACAGUUUAAAGCAUCAAAGGCUAUAACAUCAUAUGUAGAACCAAAUCUACAAUUAGUCGAACAAACUAUAGAAGCCAUUCCACCAAGAAGCAGUUCAUUAUCACAAGAAGAGAUAGCAAUCUUAGCACAAUUAGACCCAACUCACUUUAAUGUAAUAACUCCAAUUAACAAGUUCGCAUUUGACUACCUAACAU
This is a messenger RNA of Cetraspora pellucida, 208 nucleotides long. The record is from the annotation of a GenBank genome assembly. NCBI's taxonomy places the organism in Eukaryota, Fungi, Glomeromycota, Glomeromycetes, Diversisporales, Gigasporaceae.